AUGGCGAGCAAAACGACUUCUAACAUGGAGAGUGGUAUUUCGAUUACCAUUCAGCCCGGAAAGGUUGCCAAUGGUACACCGAGUCUCAGUCCUCUGGUGCUCCCCCCGGGCGUAAAUUCCGUCACUUUCGGGAAGUUUGUUGACGCGGCCAAUCAGAUUUGCGGAACUGAAAAUGUUACGGUCAUAACAAAGUCCGAUCAGCUUGACCAGCAGCACUACCUUGACCCCAGCAAGGCCCACGACAUGUUCCAUAUCGUCGGCAAGGAGUACUUUGUCUCUUCUGUUAUAAUUGCCCCUCGCAACGUUCCCGAAGUUCAGGCCAUCGUGAGACUCUGCAAUGAGUACGAGAUCCCCCUUUGGCCGUUCUCGAUCGGCCGCAAUGUCGGGUAUGGCGGUGCUGCCCCCAGAGUUCCUGGUUCUGUUGGGUUGGAUAUGGGGAGGCAUAUGAACAAGGUCAUCAAAGUGGACGUUGACGGGGCUUAUGCGUUGGUGGAGCCUGGGGUAACAUACAAAGAUCUCCAUCAGCACCUCGUUGAUAACAACCUACGUGACAAGCUCUGGAUCGAUGUUCCGGACCUUGGCGGCGGCUCCGUCUUGGGAAAUACUCUUGAAAGGGGAGUGGGCUACACCCCGUAUGGUGACCAUUUCAUGAUGCAUUGCGGAAUGGAAGUCAUCCUCCCUGACGGUUCCCUUGUACGCACUGGCAUGGGUGCUCUCCCAAACCCCGAUGCCGACCCCAACACGCCACCCCAUGAACAAGAGCCUAAUACUGCUUGGCAACUAUUCAACUACGGUUUCGGUCCAUAUAAUGAUGGCAUAUUUACCCAGUCCUCGCUGGGAAUUGUCGUCAAGAUGGGCGUGUGGUUGAUGGUGAAUCCCGGGGGCUACCAGUCAUACCUGGUUACCGUUCCCCGGGACGAGGACCUCCACCAGGCCAUCGAGAUCAUAAGACCCUUGCGCACGUCCAUGGUGCUGCAGAACGUGCCCACCGUGAGACACAUCCUUCUGGACGCGGCGGUAAUGGGCAACCGAAUCAAAUACACAUCGUCACCAAAUCCAUUGACAGACGCCGAACUUGACGAGAUCUCAAAGAAACUGAAUCUCGGCCGCUGGAACUUUUACGGCGCACUCUACGGGCCUGAGCCGAUUCGCCAGGCUAUGUGGACGGUGGUGAAGCAGGCUUUCUCGGCCAUCCCUGGGGCCAAGUUUUAUUUCCCGGAGGAUAUGCCUGAUAAUCUCGUCCUGCAGACUCGCCAUCUCACGUUGCAGGGAAUCCCCACCACGGCUGAGCUUGAAUGGGUUAACUGGCUUCCUAACGGCGCCCAUCUCUUCUUCUCUCCUAUUGCCAAGGUUACCGGCGAUGACGCCGUGGCUCAGUACAAGCUGACUCGCCAGAGGUGUGAGGAAGCCGGCUUCGACUUUAUCGGAACGUUCUGUGUCGGGAUGCGAGAGAUGCACCACAUUGUUUGCCUCGUUUUCGACCGCAAUGACCCAGACUCUUGCCGUCGAGCCCAUUGGGUGAUUACUACCCUUAUCGACGAUGCGGCUAAACGAGGAUGGGGCGAGUACCGUACACAUCUGGCCUUGAUGGACCAGAUCGCCAAUACGUACAACUUCAACAACAAUGCGCAAAUGAAGCUGAACGAAACCAUCAAAAAUGCUCUCGAUCCAAAGGGUAUACUGGCGCCUGGGAAGAACAGUAUAUGGCCCCGGAAGUAUGAAGCUAAAGACUUUGAGAUUGCUAGGCCCCAACUGCUUUAG
Molecule: messenger RNA, 1761 nt
Organism: Scedosporium apiospermum
Lineage: Eukaryota; Fungi; Ascomycota; Sordariomycetes; Microascales; Microascaceae
Product: Vanillyl-alcohol oxidase
Exons: 5
Coding region: 1-1761 (586 amino acids)
Biological process (GO): lactate catabolic process
Cellular component (GO): mitochondrion
Molecular function (GO): FAD binding; D-lactate dehydrogenase (NAD+) activity; D-lactate dehydrogenase (cytochrome) activity
Source: RefSeq, a predicted model, not a curated record